Molecule: messenger RNA, 2453 nt
Organism: Empidonax traillii (willow flycatcher)
Lineage: Eukaryota; Metazoa; Chordata; Aves; Passeriformes; Tyrannidae
Gene: CDC23
Product: cell division cycle 23
Exons: 16
Coding region: 24-1793 (589 amino acids)
Biological process (GO): cell division
Cellular component (GO): anaphase-promoting complex
Molecular function (GO): protein binding
Source: RefSeq, a predicted model, not a curated record
CCCGCACCGGAGACCCCGCAGCAAUGGCGGCGGCGGUGGCCAUGGCGCCCGGCGGCGGCAGCAGCGGCGGAGACUUCUCGGACCUGCGGGAGAUCAAGAAGCAGCUGCUGAGCGUGGCCGAGCGGAGCCGCGAGCGGGGCCUGCAGCACAGCGGGAAAUGGGCCGCCGAGCUGGCGUUCGCGCUGGAGCCGCUGCCGCUGAGCGAGCUGCCGCCGCCGCCCGCGCUCACCGAGGAGGAUGCUCGUGACCUGGAUGCCUACACACUGGCCAAGUCUUACUUUGAUCUGAAGGAAUAUGACAGGGCUGCCUACUUUUUACGGGGCUGCAAGAGCCAGAAAGCUUACUUCUUGUACAUGUACUCCAGAUACCUGUCAGGGGAAAAGAAGAAGGAUGAUGAGACAGUGGAUAGUUUGGGACCUCUGGAAAAAGGACAGGUGAAAAAUGAAGCUCUGCGAGAACUGAGAGUUGAGCUCAGCAAGAAGCACAAGGCACGGGAACUGGAUGGAUUUGGCCUUUAUCUGUAUGGUGUCGUGCUGCGGAAGCUGGACCUGGUGAAAGAAGCAAUAGAUGUAUUUGUUGAAGCUGCUCAUGUCUUGCCUUUGCACUGGGGAGCCUGGCUGGAACUUUGCAACUUGAUUACAGAUAAAGAGAUGUUGAAGUUCCUGUCCUUGCCAGAUACAUGGAUGAAAGAGUUCUUUCUUGCACACAUUUAUACAGAGCUGCAGCUGAUAGAGGAGGCCCUGCAGAAGUAUCAGAGCCUCAUUGAUGCAGGAUUUUCCAAGAGCACUUACAUCAUCUCUCAGAUUGCAGUUGCCUACCACAAUAUUCGAGAUAUUGACAAAGCCUUGUCCAUCUUUAAUGAGCUAAGGAAACAAGAUCCUUACAGGAUAGAAAACAUGGACACUUUCUCCAACUUGCUCUACGUAAGGAGCAUGAAGCCUGAGCUGAGCUACCUGGCUCAUAAUCUCUGUGAGAUAGACAAGUACCGUGUUGAGACCUGCUGCGUCAUUGGUAAUUAUUAUAGCUUACGUUCCCAGCAUGAAAAAGCAGCACUCUAUUUCCAGAGGGCCUUGAAACUGAAUCCUCGUUAUCUGGGAGCCUGGACACUUAUGGGACACGAGUAUAUGGAAAUGAAGAAUACAUCUGCAGCCAUCCAGGCUUACAGACAUGCAAUAGAGGUGAACAAAAGGGACUACAGAGCGUGGUAUGGCUUGGGGCAAACCUAUGAAAUCCUCAAGAUGCCAUUUUAUUGUCUCUACUACUACAGACGGGCCCACCAGCUCAGACCAAAUGAUUCUCGUAUGCUGGUUGCUCUAGGAGAAUGCUAUGAGAAACUCAAUCAGUUGGUGGAAGCUAAAAAGUGCUAUUGGAGGGCUUAUGCUGUGGGAGAUGUGGAGAAGAUGGCACUUGUGAAACUUUCCAAGCUGCACGAACAGCUGAAUGAAUCUGAACAGGCAGCUCAGUGCUACAUCAAAUACAUCCAGGAUAUCUAUUCCUGUGGGGAGAUAGUGGAGCACCUGGAGGUCAGCACUGCAUUCCGUUACCUGGCCCAGUACUACUUCAAGUGUAAGCUCUGGGAUGAAGCCUCAGCAUGUGCUCAGAAAUGCUGUGCCUUCAAUGAUACUAGAGAAGAGGGAAAGGCCCUGCUGCGGCAGAUCUUACAGCUUCGCAACCAAGGAGAAACAUCAUCCACAGAUGUUCCCGCUCCCUUAUUCCUCCCUGCGUCACUGUCAGCCAACAACACUCCCACACGUCGUGUCUCCCCGCUCAAUCUGUCCUCUGUGACACCAUGAACAUGAACAGUGCUGAUACCUCUGGCCUGUGCACUGGAUGUGACAUUGCGGAUGGGACGCGUAACCACUUCUUUCUAGGGAAACUCCACCUUUGGUUGCUGCCCUCCCAUGAAGGGCAGCAGUUAGCUGAGCCCACAGCUGCAGACAGAUGUGCCCCAACGGGCAAAGGGGCAGCCAAUGUGAAAGUGCCUGUGCCGAGAAUGUGAGAAUCUGCUCCGCUUCUCGCCACGUCAUUCCAGUUAGAGGGGCAGAUGUGUGCCAGUACACAGGGCUGCUAACUGAGGCGUGGGAAAGAGGUUGUCUGCUGAAGUUCAAGUACAUUUGAAGAUUGAUUCUGCCCUGUGACCUCUGGUCUUAACUGCAUUUCUUUGGGUGACCUCUUAGUGACAUCACUGAUGUCCUCAUCAGAGACUGUUACCUGCUUGGCUACUUAAUGGCUUUGGCUUGUCUUGAACAACAUGGGAGAUGUUUCACUAAAGCAAUAGAAUAGGCACUUGUAUAGGUGCCAUGUCUGUGUUGAAGGAUUGACAAGUAUCAGAGGAGUCCCAAGUAGCCGCAGGUGACAGCUGUCUGGUGUUCUGUCAGUGGAUCUGACAGAUAAUGUUUUGGCUUUCAGUAGAAAAGCAGCGAGCGUGAUGGUACAAUUAAAAAACUAACGAU